Cuscuta campestris is the source of this 592-nucleotide messenger RNA. NCBI's taxonomy places the organism in Eukaryota, Viridiplantae, Streptophyta, Magnoliopsida, Solanales, Convolvulaceae. The record is from the annotation of a GenBank genome assembly.
ACAGCUCUUUCAGCUAAUCUCCUCCUUGGAUGGAUUGAUGGUCAUGAAGCAGCCCCGGCGCCAACUAUCUCCAAAAACGAUAAAAUCGUCCCUAAUCCAGAGUAUACCUCCUGGACCAUCGUUGACACACAGAUCCGCGCCUGCCUCCUAGCGGUCAUCAGCCCCUCCGUUCACAAACAUGCUCGCGGCUUCACCACAUUUGCUGCCCUCUGGGAUGCUUUGGCCACACGGUACAACUCCGUGUCCACCGCUCAUGUUUAUCAGCUUCGGGACAAACUCCACACUCUUCGUAAAGGUACCAAAACUAUGACACAAUACCUUGAUGAUGUGGCAACUAUUCUCUCAGAUCUCGAUGCCUUGAAAGAAGAGAUCCCUAAACGUGAUGUGGUGAAUGCUGUUAUUCGUGGUCUUCCCACCGAAUACUCAUCCUUUAAGCAAAACAUUCGCAUGAACAAUACCAAUAAUUCGUUAAAUCAGCUUUCUGGAUGGCUGAUCUCCGAAGAAAUAAACCUGGAGAUGGAGAAUAAACUCAGCCUCACCGAGUCUACCAUCACCGAACCUCGCACAGCACUUCUCGCUACAAACGAUCGAG